Molecule: messenger RNA, 2131 nt
Organism: Drosophila ananassae
Lineage: Eukaryota; Metazoa; Arthropoda; Insecta; Diptera; Drosophilidae
Product: maltase 2
Exons: 7
Coding region: 190-2034 (614 amino acids)
Biological process (GO): carbohydrate metabolic process
Source: RefSeq, a predicted model, not a curated record
AGUGAUUGUGCAAAUUGUUUGGAUUCCAGCUGAUAAGCAUCUCGCACACCCAAUUAUAGACUUAAUGCGACCGCCGAUAAUUACACAAAGGCUAAUGCAAAAAUUAUUUUAAUUAUACGGCUAGAAUCGGCCUUAAAACUGGCCAGACCAGCAGCGAAUCUGCUGCUGCAACAGGAAUCCGGGAGCGUAAUGUCCGGCUUGGUGAAGAGCGAAUCGGAGGACUUUAUCGACUGGUGGCAGCACACGGUCUUCUAUCAGAUCUACCCUAGGUCCUUCAAAGACAGCAACGGCGAUGGCAUCGGUGAUCUGCGAGGUAUCACCUCCCAGUUGCAGUAUCUGGCCGAUACUGGCAUUUCCGCCACCUGGCUGAGCCCAAUUUUCCAGUCGCCCAUGGUCGACUUUGGCUACGACAUUUCGGACUACAAGGCGAUCCAACCGGAGUACGGCACCAUGCAGGACUUCGAGGAGCUCAUCGACACCGCCUAUAAUUUGGGCAUUAAGGUGGUGCUGGACUUUGUUCCAAACCACAGCUCGGACAAGCACGAGUGGUUCCUGAAGUCCGCUGCCAAGGAGCCGGGUUACGAGGACUUCUAUGUGUGGCACGACGGACUCCUGCAGGAUAACGGAACUCGAUCUCCGCCGAACAACUGGCAGUCCGUGUUCUACGGAUCCGCCUGGGAGUGGCACGAGGGGCGACAGCAAUACUAUCUGCAUCAGUUCACCAAAGAGCAACCGGAUCUGAACUUCCGGAACCCGAAAGUGGUUCAGGCCAUGGACAACGUGCUGCUCUUCUGGCUCAACAAGGGGGUAGCUGGCUUUCGCAUUGACGCCGUGAAUCACUUGUUUGAGGACGACACUCUGCAGGACGAGCCACUGAGUGCCAAGACUCAGGAUCCAUUGUCGUACGACUACACCAGACACAUUUACACCAAGGAUCUGCCCGAGGUGCUGCAAAUGGUUCAACACUGGCGGAAACUGUUGGAUGACUUUAGUGCCAAACACCCGAAGGGGCCGACACGCAUCAUGAUGACGGAGGCCUACGCCGGACUCACCCAGCUGGCGGACUACUACGAGGACGUGAGCGGGACGAAGGGCUCCCAUCUGCCCUUCAACUUUCACUUCAUCACGGAUGUCAAAGGGGACUCGGAUGCGCGUGACUAUGUUUACAAUGUGGAGAAGUGGCUGAUCUACAUGCCGCGCGGGCAUGCGGCCAACUGGGUCAUGGGCAACCACGACAAUCCCCGCGUGGCCUCCCGCUUUGGUCCCGCCAGCGUGGACGCCAUGAACAUGCUCCUCCUCACCCUGCCCGGCGUGGCUGUCACCUAUAAUGGCGAGGAGCUGGGCAUGCAGGACUACCGCGAAAUUAGCUGGGAGGAUACUGUGGAUCCGCCUGCCAAAAAUGUUGGAGAAGAGCUAUACAAGGAGGUCUCCAGGGAUCCAGAGCGAACGCCGUUUCAGUGGAAUAAUAAAAAAAAUGCAGGAUUCUCCGAUUCCUCAAAGACCUGGCUUCCAGUUCAUCCCAAUUACCUAGAACUGAACUUGGAGGCCCAAAAGGCGGCCAACAAAAGCCAUUAUAAGGUCUACACCGAUUUAAUUGAACUGAGGAAGUCGGCAAUUAUGCGACUGGGACGAUUUGACAUCGAACCCCUAUCACGUUGGGUGUUUGCCUUUAAGCGAGAAUAUCCCAAUUUUGAGUCGAUAAUAACCAUUAUAAAUGUAAGUGACGAGGAGCAGCUGGUGGAUCUCUCGGAGUUCCUGAGCCAGCCCAAGAAGUUGGUUGUGGAAAUAUGCGGAGUGGACUCCAACUACAAAUAUGGCGACAUCAUUCUGGGAGACGGCGGCGGGCAACUUAAUCUGGCCCCCCGCGGGGGAAUUGUGCUGAGCGAGCGGAGCGGCAGGAUAAUGAGCGAACGGAGACGCACUCUGGUUAAGCAGCUCGUGAAGUCUGGAAAUGUGGUUUUGGUUGCCUUGCUGGUCUACAAUUUGUGGCGCCACAAAUGGACCAAAGUGAGCUUCAAUCAGCAACGUUUUUGAUUGAUUUUCUCCUGUUCGGUGUGUGUGUGUGUUGUGUUUGGCCUGGGCUGUGCUUGCUGAUUGAUUGAUUGAUUAAUUAAUUAAUAAAACGUACAUC